CUUAACCCCGCCACUGCACAACCCACCAUGACAGUUAAUUUUGACACCUCUUCUGUCAAACAACCGUCAAAAAAAGCGUGUUUAAUCAUUAAAAUCCUUAAAAAAACGCCCAGUUUUUUAACAAAAUGAAACCCCUUCUACUCCACGGCCACGAACGUGCCAUCACCCAAAUCAAGUACAACCGUGAGGGCGACCUCCUCUUCUCCUCCUCAAAGGACAACAAACCCAACGUUUGGUACUCCCUUAAUGGCGAGAGGUUGGGAACCUUCAACGGCCACCAGGGGGCUGUCUGGUGCAUCGACGUCGACUGGACCACCACUAGGUUCCUGUCAGGUGCCGGUGACAACACCCUUAAAGUAUGGGACUGUGAAACGGGCAAAGAAAUCGGGAACAUCUCAACCAAUUCAUCAGUCCGAACGUGUCUGUUUAGCUACUCGGGCAACAUGGCAGUGUACACCACCGACAAAGCCCUCAAACACAACUGCGAGAUCUUCAUUAUUGACGUCCGUAACGUGGACGAAAGCAUCUCGCACGCCGACCCCAUUUUACGCAUCCCGAUUAAAGGUUCCCGUGUUUCGUCAAUCCUAUGGGAUAACCUGGACGAAACUAUAAUAACCGGGCACGAAAACGGGGAUUUGAUCAAGUGGGACUUGAAGUCAGGCAAAGAGAUCAGUUCAACACGUGAACACGAACAUUUAAUCAACGAUAUGCAGUGGAAUAAAGACGGGACAAUGUUUGUGACAGCGUCCAAAGACCACACAGCUAAACUGUUCGACGCUGCUGAUUUGAUGUUACUGAAGACUUACAAGACAGAACGGCCGGUUAAUUCAGCUGCCAUUAGCCCCAUUUUUGAGCAUGUGGUUGUGGGCGGAGGGCAAGAUGCCAUGGAUGUGACAACCACGUCGGCAAGGGUUGGGAAAUUUGACUCGAGGUUUUUCCAUAUGGUGUUUGAAGAAGAGUUUGGGAGGGUUAAAGGGCAUUUUGGGCCGAUUAAUAGUGUGGCGUUUCAUCCAGAUGGCAAGAGUUAUAGUUCAGGAGGUGAAGAUGGUUAUGUGAGAGUGCAUAAUUUCGAUUCGUCAUAUUUUGAGUAUAAUUUCGAUUAUUAAAUGGAUAGCUGGUAUUAAUAAAUUUUUUAAUAAAACA
Molecule: messenger RNA, 1143 nt
Organism: Tribolium castaneum (red flour beetle)
Lineage: Eukaryota; Metazoa; Arthropoda; Insecta; Coleoptera; Tenebrionidae
Gene: eIF3i
Product: eukaryotic translation initiation factor 3 subunit i
Exons: 3
Coding region: 126-1106 (326 amino acids)
Biological process (GO): cytoplasmic translational initiation
Cellular component (GO): eukaryotic translation initiation factor 3 complex, eIF3m; cytoplasm
Molecular function (GO): translation initiation factor activity; RNA binding; protein binding
Source: RefSeq, a predicted model, not a curated record